AUGCGCAUCGUAGAACGAUUCUGCGCUCUUGAAGAAUUUUACGCAGACCGAGCAGCUCAGGGUAUACCGAACCCAAUUACCCUACCCCCAUUGGCCACGACACAGCUACUUGCACCAAUCCCAGCAAAAAGAAACACGUCAACAACAUUAAGGAAGGGAAGAAACGUCCGUCAAAGGAAGCUCGGCACAAACACUGGCCAAGAAGAUCAGAACCCAAGGAAAAAGUGCUUGUAUCAUAACGAGCUCGGUCACUACACAACGGCAUGCGCUUCGUACAAGGCACUGUUGGAGCGUUUGGCAGCCCAAGGCCACCUCGACCAAUACAAUGAUCGAACCAAAACGCCAACCCGUCAACCUGCCGGAAAUCCCAACCCAAAUGAGCCGCGGCCAACGAUACACGUUAUUCACGGCCCCGUGACAAAGGAAUCUGAAAGAAACCUUCGUGCCGACCUCAAUCGCGCCUCCACUUCCAAGCAAGUACUCGCAGUAAGACCUAGAUCCCAACGUCCAUGUCCAGAAGAAUUACCCAAAUGGACACUAACUUUUACUGAGCGCGAUCUCGAGCGUGUGCAAACCCCACACUCCGAUGCCCUCGUCGUAACUGUCCAAAUUAGAGUCCAUGACGUCAAGCGCGUUCUAAUUGAUCAGGGAAGCUCGGCGGAGGUCAUGUACUAUGACUUGUUCAAAAAGCUUGAUCUCCCAGAGUCGGCUUUGCAACCCGCUGAAGUACCCCUCAUCGGAUUCAACGGAGCACCUGUCUGGCCACUUGGUCGAAUCUUCCUGCCAGUCGUCGUCGGCUAG
Messenger RNA from Rhododendron vialii, 801 nucleotides. RefSeq lists its product as uncharacterized. Lineage: Eukaryota; Viridiplantae; Streptophyta; Magnoliopsida; Ericales; Ericaceae. The coding region runs from base 1 to 801 and encodes 266 amino acids. The transcript is spliced from 2 exons. The record is from RefSeq and is a predicted model, not a curated record.